CCCUUCCUCACCCUCUGAAAUGGUGUAUCGGCUGGCUUAUCAAAUUUUGAACCGGUGAAAUAACCGUAGUUUUUAGCGAAAUAGUUGUGUGCUUUUUCGGUCAGAUGCUUAAUGUAUGUUAAGUUUAAGCCCUCCUCUUCCCCGCCUUAUUGCCAGCAGUAGAAAGGAAGUAACAGACUAGCAGCCAGUACAUAGUUUUUGUACGCACUCCGUCCCCACAGCUUACUUCCAAAGGACUGUAUAAACACAGGCAAAACACGACAAAGGACGGCACGCCGAAGGACGGUGAAGUGAUCUCAGAGCCGCGCCGUUUGGGAAGCUGUGAAAAUUAGCUUGAUCAAUAUGGUGGCUUUGUCAUCGGUAAUACGACCACUGGCUUUCCAGCUUCACAGAAACCUGAUCAGAACCGCGAAGAGUCAUCGUGUUAUGCCUGCCAGGAAAUGUAACCUUACGGCAUGCUCAAGCAAAUAUGUGCUGUCGCAGAUGCAUCCCAUGUGGCAGGGACCCCUUGCAGUCCCAGGAGGUGAUCGCCAGUCUCCCAUUGACAUUGUUGUGCGUAAGAGUGUCUUUGAUUCAGAUCUGAAGCCUCUGUUCAUCAAUUACGACCCACAGACCUGCCAACAAAUCUGGAACAAUGGUUACUCCUUUCUGGUGGAGUAUGAUGAUACUACAGACAAAUCCACGCUGAAAGGGGGCCCCCUGCAAGACAAAUUCAGGCUGUGCCAGUUCCACUUCCACUGGGGUGAGAGCAACGCUUGGGGUUCAGAGCACACCUUGGACAGGAGGUUAUUCCCUGCAGAGCUUCACCUGGUCCAUUGGAACUCUGACAAGUACACUUUGUUCGAGGAGGCUGUGAUGGAGGAGAAUGGACUGGCUGUAAUAGGAAUUUUUCUUAAGGUGGGAAAGAGACAUCAAGGGCUACAGAAAUUGGUUGACGCUCUACCAGCUAUCAGACACAAGGGCAGCGUAGUGGAGUUUACCCGAUUCGACCCCGCAUGUCUGUUACCCACCAACACGAAUGAUUUCUGGACAUACCAUGGCUCUUUAACAACACCUCCUCUGACAGAAUCUGUUACCUGGAUUGUUAUGAAGCAGCAUAUUGAAGUCAGCCAUGACCAGCUGGCAGUCUUUCGGAGUCUUCUUUUCACCUCAGCGGAAGAGGAAAUACAGAAGAGUAUGGUAAACAACUUCCGUGUGCAACAGCCCCUUUGUGGUCGCACCGUUCGCUCUUCCUUCUCUCCCUUCCUACAGGAGGCACCAUCAGCUGAAGGGGACAAGCACAGUCACUAAACCUGCUGGAUCCAGAACACAUAUCCUCUAACAUAAUAACACACAUGAUAACCUAGCAGUGACAAUACCAACAUUAAUUCUGUUCAAACAUGUAAAAUUUAUUUCAUUUCUUACUCUAAACUCAGAAUUCUAGCUUAUUUUUCACUUCCAUACAAGAAAAAUGUGUUUAUUUGUUUAGGGGAAUAAGUUUUAAGAAUAAAAGAAAUAAUACAGGGUUGUGUUUUUAAACAAACAUGCUAUGGCAGCUGAGGAGACUUGUGCUGGUGCUGUUUUAAACAUUUGCUCUUAGUCGAAACAUGAUGGUAUCUAUGAUUUAAAAUCAAUGUUCUCCCAGGUGUUGAGUUAAAACUGUAUUUUGUCUCUGGUUUGUUUAUGUCAGUUAUGAAACAUUACACUACAUAAAAUUAGUCUUGCAGAAAUUUCAGCACACACUCAACUAUGCUUUAUUUUAAAUCCCUGAAAAAUCUAACACUACAGUGAAACCCAUGGCUUAAUCUGCAAGUUGAAAUUUAAUUUACUUCUUAAUUUUUUUUUGUAUUAUUAAAUCAGUGGGAAUGUGAAAGACCAGAAGUGCCUUUGUUAUUUGGUUUUGUUAACUGUUCUGUUUGAUGAUUAAUAAGGAUGGGAUUUCUCAUCAGAAUUACAUAAGCAGAAGUAGGAGGCAAGAUCCCCAGAGACAAAGACAUAGUUCUUUUCAACAAACCAAAAAGUUUUUCAAGUUAGCUUUUAUUAAGAAAUUAAAUUCAAAUAUAGCUGUGCCCUACUUGCAAAGACAUUAAACAUUUGGAGCAGGAAAAAGAAAUACAAGGGUGAUGUAUCCUCAUCAAGUCUUUGCGGUGGGGGGUGGCUGUUAUCGGAGAUUGUGGGAAAUUAACUGUUACAAAUGGAGGUGUAGUAUUAAAAAAAAGGAAAUAUAUAUAUAUAUAUAUAUAUAUUUAUAUCAUCAUUAUAAUGGCUUUUGGCAUUGAAUCUUAUAACAUUGGAAAGCCUGUUUUUUCACUCUUAAAUAGCAUCAAAUUUUUAAGGAACAUUUCAUCUUUGAGGAUAGCAUUCUGUACCACUCUGGAGAUAUAGGAUUUCCACUGGCUGCAGAAUCUCAUCUCUAUAAAUAUCUGCAUUGAGAUUGCCUCCAAUGAUGACAAGCCUAGUUUUUCCUGUGGGGGAGAUGCAGCCCCACACCACCACAUGGCCUCCACCAAAAGAUGUUACUAUGUUAGUGCAGCAACCAGCAUGUUGUUCUUUGUGUUUUCUCCACACUUUGACCCUACGAUCCAAUUGAUGUAGGCAGAAUCUUGGCUCAUUGCUGAACCUAAUAGGUGCCAUCCAGACACAUAUUUUGUCAGCACCUGGGGGUACCAGAAGCUCAAAAUAAGAGUCAAUAGCAACAGCGAAAUUAGCUGUUUGGCAAAUUUUUCAGGGGCUCAACUCACAUACUCAGCUUUGCUGCUCAUCCUACAAAUGCAUGUUUGUUACAAAUGUGGUAACAUUUAAAGGGGAAACAAACAGGCUUUCCAACGGUAUAAGAUUUAUUGCCAAGAAGUAUUAUUACAACAAAGAAAUAAUGUACCAAACACAAAUGUCCUUACUUAUUGAGAUAUAUAUCAUGCAUUGACCUGAUUGAUUUACUGUAUCUAAACCUCUGUGUAUUGCCACAGAGUAUUUCAGACAGCAGUAAGAAGCGGGUAUAACCCAACAGCACUGUUUACUGGUCACAGUUGGUACAACAACUGACUCUGCUCUGACAUACCCUAAUCAUGGGUAAUUUACUCAGCAAGCCUGAGCACUCGUGCUAGUGAUAUAACUUUGUAUUUUUUAUUUCAGGAUCCAUACUAAAAUGUUAGAGUAGUCAUACUACAUGUUUGAGCUGCGUGACCCUGGCUCUCAAUUUUAUGAUCAAACAAUAUCAAAAAUGACUUAUGAAAGCCACUACCAAAGGCAUAUAAAAGGUAAAGAGACAGGGUUGGCAGAAGCCUUACUCACAGCCCAUGUAGACACACCAGGAUGCUGUGAACAGUGGCCUUUGAGCAAGUCAGCUGUCAUGCACUACACGCUAGGGCUAUACCAAAUGAUUAUCUUAAUAACCGAAUAAUCGGCCAAUUACUCCCGCCAUUUUAAUUAAUUGUUUCAUUGGACACUUCUGAAAUAAAUAGAGACAUCCCUUAAUUGAAAACAGCACACAUAUGUUGUAGAAAUAAUAGAAAUAGAAAAUAAUAGAUAAUAAUGUUAAUUACAAAAAAACAAACUUUACUAUGUAAAAUUACCAUAAAUUGGAUAAUCUAUGCUUCUGUUUAGGUCAAAUUAGGCUUCUUCAUGUUCAUAAUGUUGGCCAUAUCAUAUUUCAACUCAGUGUUUUUGCACUUUUUCAUUCACACAUCAGCAUUAGCUGUAGUGAAAAGUUAUAGGUAAAGCCCGCCCAACCUCAGACCAUUAUAUGAACUUGGGCACUGUGUUGAUUGUGCAGAGGGGCAGAGCUUAGUGAUAGGUCAACUGCUCCUCUCACCCUGUGACUGCAGUAGACACACAUCAGUCUUUUCUACAUUUAGAGUUUGAUGCGGACAAAAACACACAGUGAGGGAAAUAUAAUUUUGAAUGUCAGAGAACCCAUUACCAACACAGAACUUAGGUUCCAUCAUCAGAGAACAAUUUUUAGGCCCCAAACAUCUCACCGACACUAAGAUUAUAAGUGAUCAUUGAUGAACGUUUCUCAUAAUUUUUGUUGAUCAUAAAAUCAUUACCAUUGAAGUUAUAUGUGAAAGUGAAGUUUAGUAACUGACAGCAUGUGAUUUAAACAGAUCCAUGCUUCAGCGAGCAAUGCAUUAAUAUUGCCACACAACAAAUUAAUAAAUGAAUCCAUUGCUUACACUUUUAGUCAUUAAUUAUUGGUAUUUUUUGAUUUUUGCAGCUCUACAGGCUACUACACACAUGUGCUGUGCCAACUAAAAUAAGGAGGCUAGAUAUGCUUACAUGAGAUAUCACCAGAAUGGCUCUAAAUACUAGCCUGAAUAGCUGAUCAUUAAGGUAACUCAGGCAUUCAACUAUGGUUUCAGUUUAGCAACAACGUAGACACUAUCCAGAUCUUAUUUGUAAAUAGGGAUAAGGUUAUACAACCUAACAACCUUAUUCAGCCUGCUUUGUUUCAUGAAUGAUAGCAGUGGUGUAUUUGCUGGUUGUAACUAUGCAGUACUAUUGAGUAAGGAUGUUUUGAAGAAAGAGAUGAUCAAAGAGAACAGAAGGUUUUGGGGAGGGAUGUGGACUAUCUAUGCUUUUGGCAGAAAACACAUACUAAAAGAAAGUUAGUGUUUUUACAGAACCACUGCAGAUGCACAAGGUGUAUGAAGCAGGUGAAAGAUUUAUUAUUUGUUAAGUAAACUGAAGGGUGUUUAAUGAUGAUGAUGAUGGACAUUGAGAAUACUUUUGGGAAUAAUACAUGUCAUCUUUUUUUCUAUAUAAUUAAGUAUUAGUACAUUUAUGUUUAGAAUAUCAUGUUGUGCCAUGGAAACAAGGGACCCAUCACUGUCUUCAUCUUGAACAGCUGCAUUUUAUGGAUGUUAAUAAAUUGUAUAAUUGUACACCGUGAUCCGCCUUAAUAUUUAAUGGCAUAUUCUCUGUGAAGUUACUUUUCUCUGCCUUUUUUCAACCAUGAAUGUAGUAGAUAUGUAUCUAGAUCUAAAUGAUCCUCUGAGUCAGUGCUGGGAUAUUACAUCAGGAUUAAAAAGUUAUAUGUGAUGUUUUCUGUGUUGUCAUUCUGUUUUGGGAGUUUCAAGCCCCCCCUUCUUUCUCUUUCUUGUAUCACUGUCUGCUUUUCUGCACAUAGUAUUUUAUGCUAAAAAAUGCUGUCAUCACACUGUACUUUCCCAUGUCUUAUACACAGCACAUCUUGAGCUAUGUACUGUAGUUUGUGUGAUGUUUAAGCAGGUGUUUUUUUCAAGUGUGCAGUCUAUAUUUUAGCUAUUUAUUUUUCCAAAGAGCAGCUGACAUUCUUACCCUGCAGGGCUUCAAUAGGCCCCUCUCCUCUCGGUAUGCUUAGCUCCACCUGGAUGACCCUUUACAGGCACAGCUGUGCAACCAGGAAGCAUUUAUCUCCAGAAGAGCCUGCUCCCUGAAAGAAAUGUUGAAAUCAAUCCAAAGGCAUCCCAUGUUGGAAGUGUGAAGAUUAUUAGGUGUAGCAUUUAAUGUAUGAGUUUUUACAAUAAAAUUAACUAUGUAAAAAGGAUGAUUUACUGUAAUUAAUGAGCAGACAUUUAAACUGUACUCUUUACCUGGUGACAGGAACAGAUGUGUAGUUUUAAGUGUUUAGUGUGCUCCAAUCAAAUUUUGAUUAUACUGUAUAUAAGUAAGCAGUUCUGGAGCUAAAAUUAACUGGACUAUAUUCUAAAAUAUUCAAAGGUGCUUGGGCAUAUAGUCUCUUUUUAAUAAUCAUAGACUUAUAGACCACUUUAGACCCAGCUGAACUAACUCCCCCUCUAAAUAUUAACCAAUAUUCGGAGUUUGAAGAAAACAGACUUUUGGUGGCUACAUCUCAGUCACAUCCCCCACCCUAUCCAAACUCAUGCCUUUGAAGACCCAUGACAGAGAGGGGAUGUUUGGUGGCCCCACCCAGAUGCCUGGGGUAUUGAGGCUGGGUUGUUUUCACUUUAUUAAAGACUGUUACUAUGGCCGGGUGUGAUUUUGGUCUCCACCUGAUUCAAACCAAAGGCUUGGCGAUUGAAGCUGACCUAGAAUUGUUUAUUGUGCUAAGCUGCAGGAUAGAGAGCCUUAGUGAACAGGGACACACCAGUCAGUCUCUUCUGGUUUUCCCCCAAUUGUAUAAACAGACACAAUGACUGAAGACAAAAUCUUUGAACCAUACAAUGCCUGAAGCUCUUCAUAAACGUGACCAACACUGGGACUGUAUUAAGCAAGCAGUGAUUUUUAAUGGGAUGUGAAUAUCAUCAAGAGGGAACUGCA
Cheilinus undulatus (humphead wrasse) is the source of this 6237-nucleotide messenger RNA. It is a transcript of the gene ca5a, whose product is annotated as carbonic anhydrase Va. Bases 343 to 1290 code for a protein of 315 amino acids. NCBI's taxonomy places the organism in Eukaryota, Metazoa, Chordata, Actinopteri, Labriformes, Labridae. Gene Ontology annotation, cellular component: cytoplasm; mitochondrion. Gene Ontology annotation, molecular function: zinc ion binding; carbonate dehydratase activity. The transcript has 7 exons. The record is from RefSeq and is a predicted model, not a curated record.